UCAAUUCGCUGCAGCAGUACUACCUUAGCCCUGACCCGCACUUCUCUUUGAUUCAGAAGGAGAACCCAGAUGGCAGUAGGUACCCAGAGCUGGUACUGAACGCGUCCCUGGACAGGGAAGAGCAGUCCUGUCACCACCUGGUCCUCACAGCUGUGGACGGGGGCGAGCCGUCCAGAAGCUGUACUACACAGAUCAGGAUAAUUGUCGCAGAUGCAAAUGAUAACACACCAAAGUUCACCCAGGACAUGUACAGGGUCAGUGUUAGAGAGAAUCUGCCUGCCGGCUCCUCGGUCCUAAGAGUCAUGGCCACUGAUCCGGAUGAGGGGAUCAAUGCCGAGAUCACUUAUGCCUUCAUCAAUAUUGAUAAGUCAGUGAAAGAACUGUUCAAGCUGGACAGUAAAACAGGGGAACUCACCACUGGUGAAGGACUGGACUUUGAAGAGAGAGAGAGCUACACAAUUGGGGUGGAAGCAAAGGACGGUGGACAUCACACUACAUAUUGUAAAAUACAAAUAGAUAUUUUGGAUGAAAACGACAAUGUCCCAGAGAUAACCCUGGCUUCUGAAUCCCAGCAUAUACAAGAAGAUGCUGAGCUUGGGACUGUUGUUGCCCUGAUCAAAACACAUGAUCAAGACUCUGGACUUAAUGGGGAAAUCAUGUGCCAACUAAAAGGAAAUUUCCCAUUUAAAAUAGUUCAAGAUACGAAAAACACAUACAAGUUGGUGACAGAUGGAUCCCUGGACCGAGAGCAGAUCUCAGAGUAUAAUGUCACCAUCACGGCAGCUGACAGGGGCAAGCCGCCCCUCUCCUCCAGCAUAAGCAUCACCCUACACAUCUCCGAUGUCAACGACAACGCCCCAGUUUUCCACCAGGCGUCCUACUUGGUUCACGUGCCAGAAAACAACCCUCCUGGAGCCUCCAUCGCUCGAGUCAGUGCCUCCGACCCGGACUUGGGUCCCAACGGCAGCGUCUCCUACGCAAUCGUGGCCA
Galeopterus variegatus (Sunda flying lemur) is the source of this 990-nucleotide messenger RNA. RefSeq names its product protocadherin gamma-B3-like. Lineage: Eukaryota; Metazoa; Chordata; Mammalia; Dermoptera; Cynocephalidae. The transcript has a single exon. Gene Ontology annotation, cellular component: plasma membrane. Gene Ontology annotation, biological process: homophilic cell-cell adhesion. Gene Ontology annotation, molecular function: calcium ion binding. The record is from RefSeq and is a predicted model, not a curated record. The annotation marks the transcript as partial.